Molecule: messenger RNA, 1869 nt
Organism: Colletotrichum godetiae
Lineage: Eukaryota; Fungi; Ascomycota; Sordariomycetes; Glomerellales; Glomerellaceae
Product: serine carboxypeptidase
Exons: 6
Coding region: 1-1869 (622 amino acids)
Biological process (GO): proteolysis
Cellular component (GO): fungal-type vacuole
Molecular function (GO): serine-type carboxypeptidase activity
Source: RefSeq, a predicted model, not a curated record
AUGUUUUCCUCGGCCUCAUUCGCGCUUGUAGGGCUCGUCGGGCUCGCGGCCGCGCAGUUCCCACCCACCCCCGAAGGGGUCAGGGUCCUCAAGUCCAAAUUCCACGAAAAUGUCACUAUUUCGUACAAAGAGCCUGGUAUCUGUGAGACCACGCCGGGAGUCAAGUCUUACGCCGGAUACGUGCAGCUACCUUCGGGAACUCUGAAUGACGUCGACGGGGAAGCUCAAGACUACCCAAUCAACACAUUUUUCUGGUUCUUCGAGGCGCGCAAAGCUCCCGAAAAUGCCCCGUUGGCGAUCUGGCUCAAUGGCGGACCGGGAGGCUCCUCGAUCAUGGGCCUCCUUGAAGAGAAUGGGCCCUGCUUCGUCAACGAAGACUCCAAGACAACUCGUCUGAACCCAUGGAGCUGGAACAACGAAGUCAACCUCCUCUACAUCGACCAACCGACUCAGGUGGGCUUCUCCUACGACAUUCCAACCAACAUCACCAUCCACGCCGCCGCCGACGACUACGAGAACGGGCCAUGGGGCAUGUUUCCCGCCGACUUCAGCGACGGUGUCCCCGAGGGUAACUACACCUACCGUUACGGCACUGCAUCAAGCCAGAAGCUUUCGCAGACAUCAAACACCACUGCGCAUGCUGCCCACGCUCUCUGGCACUUUGCGCAGACUUGGUUCUUCGAGUUCCCUGGCUACAAACCCGUCGAUGACCGAAUUAGCCUGUGGGCCGAGUCGUAUGGAGGACACUACGCGCCUGGGAUCUUCCGCCACUUCCAGACGCAGAACGAGUUGAUUCAAAAUGGCUCUUCGCCCGAGGAAAAUGCCCAGUACAUCCACCUUGACACGCUUGGAAUCGUCAAUGGUCUGAUUGAUCUGUCGAUCCAAGGCGAGGCUUGGAUCACCUACCCGUACAACAAUACCUAUGGAAUCCAAGUUUACAACGAGUCCAUCUACGAUGCAUUGAUGUACAACUGGACCCGCCCGAACGGCUGCAAGGAGCAAAUCCUCAAUUGCCAGGAAGCUCUUAAGGAUCAUGGACCGCUCAUCGCAAACGGCGUGAAGAAGAAUUACACCGAAGUCUGUGGCGACUUCCUCACCGAAUGCGGCUUCAACGCCGCCGAAAUCUACCAGAGCCUGCCCGACGGAAGAGGGUGGUACGAUAUCGGACACGGGAAACACGACCCCUUCCCGGCCCCGCACUUGUACGGUUAUCUCACCGAAGGCGAGGUUUUGUCGUCGCUUGGCGUGCCCGUGAAUUACUCGGAAUCAUCGGGGGCAGUGGGCAUCAGCUUUCAACACACUUUCGACAUGAUCCUGGGUGGAUUCGGAGAGUCAAUCGGAUACCUGCUCGAUAGCGGUGUUAAAGUUCACAUGAUGUAUGGAGAUCGCGACUACGCCUGCAACUGGGUCGGCGGCGAGAAGGCAAGCUUGGCGAUCCCCUACAACCGAUCGAUAGACUUUGCCAACGCCGGGUACACCCCACUCAUCACCCCCGACGGCGUGACGGGCAUGACGCGCCAGUUUGGCAACUACAGCUUUUCGCGCGUCUACCAAGCCGGCCACGAGGUGCCGUCCUACCAGCCGGUGACGGCGUACGAGAUCUUCAUGCGGGCGACGUUUAAUCGGGACAUCGCGACGGGACUCAUCCCCGUCACGGACGAGCUGUCGACGAUCGGCGUCAAGGAUACGUGGCACAUCAAGAACAUCCCGCCCCGGGAGCCGGACCCGAUUUGCUAUGUUCUCAAGCCCGAGACGUGUCCCGAGGAUGUGUGGAAGACGGUGGAGGAUGGGACUGCGUUGGUGAGGGAUUACUACGUGAUUGACGUCCCUGGACAGGAUGAGGCCCAGCAGAUCUCCGAGGAGCUGUGA